This is a messenger RNA of Boeremia exigua, 1456 nucleotides long. RefSeq lists its product as uncharacterized. Lineage: Eukaryota; Fungi; Ascomycota; Dothideomycetes; Pleosporales; Didymellaceae. The transcript has a single exon. The record is from RefSeq and is a predicted model, not a curated record. Gene Ontology annotation, molecular function: protein binding. The coding region runs from base 73 to 1047 and encodes 324 amino acids.
CACAGCCCACUGGCCCAAGCCCGACACACAAGAGAAAGCUCUUGUCUACGCCUCCUGCUCAACUGCGUAAACAUGCUGCCAGAGUUUGCUUGCAAUUUCCUUGCGACACUUGCGCACCCACCCUGGACAACAGCAUUGAGGCGCGACCUUUACAUGACAGUAGAGGGAGAAGAACAAACACCGUUCUCUCUCUACGUCCAAUCUAGCCCUACUAGGACAGGCUCCUUCUGCCAAACGACCUCACUCUCGCGUUUCAGUAUGCUGCCGCCCGAGCUUCAGUUUCGCAUCCUUACCUUUUGCCCUGCCUCUACUCUCUUUCAGCUUAUGCGAGUGUCGUCUAUGCUCCGCACAGAAGCUAGCAAGCUCUUUUGGGCUCAUUCAGACGCCUGCUUCCUUAUUGAGGCGCGGUGGCUCCUUGACGGUGGCUACCCCAGCCAUACCUACACCGAUCUGGCAUUCUUAGCCAACGUACAAAACGUGCAGAUUGAGUAUAGAGUUGACGCAGAGGAUAUCAUUUGCCCGUUGCGCGACGGAGUAGUCAAGGUUCAACCAGAUCAAAUUGCUCACUUCUGGACAACAUUUACAAAAAGGUGCCCUAAAGCAAAACAAGCAGUAGUAAACCAGUCUUGGACAUCUCAAACAAGGGGGGAAACAACUCAGCGUGUACCAGAGGCGCUGGAGCUCCUGAUUCGGUCUUGUCCCCCAAAGAUUGCAGCAUUUGCGUUCAUUGCUGAAGAGGCAGAGUCUCUUGUAGGUUCAAGUGCAAGCGCGCUAUCAGCCUACAAGUGGCAAAGAGCAGUGUACCAACCAGGUGCAGGCAGCUUGUGGGAGAAAGUCAAAUUGGGCCGAGACUGGAAGACAGUUCUUGUGCCAGCAAAACCACUUUCAGGCCUGGUAGGACGCUUCCAGGAGUGCCAGCGGAGAGGUUUGCUUCUUAUGCUAGAAGAAGAUGGGCUAUGGCCAAUCCUAGUAGAGGCCUUGGACCGCUAUCACUUUGAUGAAGGACGGAGCAAGUCCUUCUCGUGUCUGUUUUCUCGUGUCUGUUAGCUGGGUGCAACGGGUACUUUCAGAAAGCAGGGGAGUGGACAGUCCACGCAGCAGAGUUGCAUAAUCAAGAUUGGAUGGGAGAUGAGAGUCUUACUAUGCUGCCGCAGGUAACAAGAAGUGAUUUUGAGAAGCGUAGGUUGAUGUUGGCGGAGAAGGGUAAGACGAUUAGACAAGACGUCGAGGAGAUAUGUAAGGAAUGGCAAGUAGCAGGGGCAGAGCAGCAGAGAGGAAUCCGGCAAGCAUGGGUAGAGAAGUUAAGAGAAGAACAACCAUGGCAGACAGAGAACGAGGUGUGUAAAAGAAGCCAGAUUUGGCAGGAGUUUCAGCAGGAGGUAAGCAUAGAAAGUAACAAUUAAAGUGAAUAUAUUAUUAAGUAGGAUGCUUUAGCUAAGACACUAUAAACAACAGC